Molecule: messenger RNA, 1876 nt
Organism: Hyalella azteca
Lineage: Eukaryota; Metazoa; Arthropoda; Malacostraca; Amphipoda; Hyalellidae
Exons: 8
Coding region: 56-1405 (449 amino acids)
Source: RefSeq, a predicted model, not a curated record
UUGGUUUUUAUUGACCUUUCAAAUAAAUAAGUUUCUCUCGUGCAUCCUGUAUCUGAUGCUACUGAUGGCAUGCCUUACUUUUUUUCAUGUCUUCAUUGUAAUGUUGGGUGUGGGCAGGUGCUGGCGUGGACCUGCACGCCCCUCGUGGUGUCGUCCUUCUGCUGGACGAGCAACACGGCGCAGACUGAUGGGUGAACCACACUCGUCUGCGAGGCUCCCCAAGCAGCAGCUGGUGGGGGAGGCUAUAGUGCGUGGGCCUCUUGACGCCUGUGGGCGCCUCUCAGGGAGCCUGAGCCUCAAUCGUCGCGACUUUGCAGGUCCCAAAUUGGCAAUAGAAGGAGCGAUGAACCCAGCCUGGGGGAUGAGGAGCCUGCAGCAGCUCGCGCCCUCUCAACGCGCUGCUUCUGGCGGCGCCCCCACCGCCCCUCACGCGCCUGGCCUCCUCAACACUGACUCGGAGCACAGCAUCAGCACCAGGUACAUAAUAUCAUGCGCUAGUAUCAGGUCGCUGACGACAGUGAUGCCAUACAGAUACUCCAUUGAGUCCGGCUUCCAGUACUACGCCAGCAGCCGGCAGCAGCGCAAGGGGCGCAUGCGGCGUCACUCGCUAGACUCGCAGCUCUCCUUCCACGUGUCCGACGUGGAGCGCGAGGCCGCCCGCCACACCAUCGUGCGCUUCGCUGCUGCUGCUGCUCCUGCUGGGGGUGUAGGGGCUCCCAACAGAGCGUGCGUGCACUCCUUCAGCUCCAGUUCAAUCAUGCAUGCUCUCUACCGUCAAUCGAGACGUCGCGAGUCUCUCAGUCCGGGCGGAGCGGCCGGGUGGCUGGGGCGCAGGCUCGUCAGCGGGGCUCGCGAGUCUCGGCGCUGUUCCUACACGUCUGAGGACAGCAGCUUCAGCUCUGUGGUGGUGACGGGCGUGAGUGUUGGUGCUGACGACACCACACUUUUCUCGAACAUGAUGCGCCGCCUGCAGCUCUCCUCCUCAGCGGCAUCCAGCCCCUGCCCUCCUGCUGCUGCCCCGCGCGCUAGCGACGUGAAGGAGGCAGCGCUGUGCAGCCGUGCGACCAUAGGCGUGCAGACGUCCCUGGAGGACCAGGACUUGCGGUUCCCUCACCUCUCAUCCCCGCGCCACGUGCCGCUCGUUGACAAGGCCACGCAAGUGUCACCGAAUUUCAGCUCGCACCGCGUGACUCCAACCUUCAAGCCUUACCACCGCUCCCCCCCUCGUCUCUUCAGUAGACAAGCCUCUCUACCGUCCAGUAGCGAAGAUAUUAUUAGUAAAGAUGAUUCUCAAUCGGGCUGGAGAAACGUCCAAAAUUAUGUGGGGUUACAAUGGACACGAGAACAACGUCAAAGACGACCUGAAAUACGGUGGAUACUUACAUGGUGCCUUGCCUGGGCCUAGCCUCACCAGACGCCUCCCUGCUGGUGUAGUUGGUGGUAGAGACGGCGGCGACAUGGUCAGACAAAAGCGAAAGAAACGCAGAAACACAAGCCGCUCUCACGGCGCUGUAGGCCGUCGUGGCGCGGUCGCUGAGACCAGUUUUGUUAACAGCACAGAUUUGUUAUUAGCGAAGUCGAGGAAAGAAAGACGCAACGCUGGCAAGCGGCGAGACUCGGCAUCAGGACUAACUGAUCUCUUCCCUCACUGUUCGGCCGAGAGGCCUAACUUUAAUAUGAAGCCGUGUGGCGUUUCGAAAAUAUCCGAUAAGACGGCCAGCACAGGUCUUGAAGCUGAGACUGUCUCGACCGUCCUUGACUUGAAAGAUUUUUCUGAUUAAUAGUGCACCUAUAAUGAUGGCGUCAGGUUAUAUUAAAUUACCCCUCAGGAGGGACUUCUGACGUGUGUCUGUGCGCGUCAGAAGUCCUAUGGGAU